Messenger RNA from Vicia villosa (hairy vetch), 907 nucleotides. RefSeq names its product HMG1/2-like protein. NCBI's taxonomy places the organism in Eukaryota, Viridiplantae, Streptophyta, Magnoliopsida, Fabales, Fabaceae. The coding region runs from base 244 to 669 and encodes 141 amino acids. The record is from RefSeq and is a predicted model, not a curated record. The transcript has 7 exons.
AAAUCACACGGAUCGAUGACGUGGCAAAAUAUAAACGAAAUCCCGCGUAAACCCUAAACUUCAAUUUUUUCUCUUUUCAGAUUUUGUGAGCGUUUUCUCUCCUAUACCCUUCAUUCCAACCCUUCUUAUCCCCUUCUCCCCUCGCUCCAGAAACCUCACAACAACGCUCCCAACUCGUUGCCCUCACUCGCUCUGACUCACUCCGAAUCCGUAACUCGUUUUCGUUUAUUUUCUUCGAUCGUCAUGCCGAAAGCCAAAUCCGACUCCAAAGCCGCUGAUAGCCGGUUGAAACGGAAAGGCGCUGGAACUGGAAGGAAGCAGACGAAGAAAGCUGCUAAGGAUCCAAACAGGCCUAAGAGGCCUCCCAGUGCUUUCUUCGUUUUCAUGUCUGAUUUUAGAGAACAGUAUAAGAAGGAUCAUCCUACCAACAAAUCUGUUGCCGCUGUUGGAAAAGCUUGCGGUGAAGAAUGGAAAUCCUUGACUGAAGAGGAAAAGGCUCCCUAUGUUGCUAGGGCAUUGAAGAAGAAAGAAGAGUAUGAUAUAACUCUUAAAGCUUACACUAAGAAACUGGAGGGGGGGAAAGAUGAUGAAGAAGGUUCUGACAAGUCAAAAUCUGAAGUCAAUGAUGAGGACGAAGAUGAGGAUGAUGAAGAAGAUGAUGAUGAGUAGAGUUGCUGUUACACAAAAUCUUAAUGAGGGAGAAGGUUCUGACAAGAUUAGGAAAGUUGGGGAAACAUAUGUUAUGUUUAGAUUGGGUUAUUAUAUGUUGGGAAGUUUCACUAAUGUACUGUUAUUUUUAAGAUAGUUUAUGGAUUUUUGUUGUCUUUUCUAGAGAUUUUAGAUAGUGAACAAUCCUAAUUAUCAUUAUCCUGUAAAAGUCAAUGCUAUGAUACUUUCAAUUCUGUUC